Molecule: messenger RNA, 1636 nt
Organism: Myotis davidii
Lineage: Eukaryota; Metazoa; Chordata; Mammalia; Chiroptera; Vespertilionidae
Gene: TMED1
Product: transmembrane p24 trafficking protein 1
Exons: 4
Coding region: 186-878 (230 amino acids)
Biological process (GO): intracellular protein transport; endoplasmic reticulum to Golgi vesicle-mediated transport; Golgi organization
Cellular component (GO): endoplasmic reticulum; COPII-coated ER to Golgi transport vesicle; Golgi apparatus
Source: RefSeq, a predicted model, not a curated record
AGAAGGUUGAAUGUUUUCGGGCACACCAGGCAUUCAUUUGGGCAGCUACAUCCUCAGGAGGUCCUACACUCCCAACUCCGCUGGUUUCGGAUAACGGGCAGAAGCAGCUGCCAAUGAGCUCCGCUGAGUGCAGAGGGGGCAGGGCUAGCCCUUAAAGGAGCCACGACCCAUUAGGAGACCAUAGGAUGAUCCAGAUGAUGGCGGCCAGCGCGGCCUUAGCCUUGGCCCUGGGGCUCCUACUGCCAUCAGCGGGGGUGAGAGGGGCCGGGCCCCCACCGAUACAGGACGGCGAGUUCACAUUCCGGCUGCCUGCGGGGAGAAAGCAAUGUUUCUACCAGUCCGCGCCGGCCAACGCAAGCCUCGAGACCGAGUACCAGGUGAUCGCAGGUGCUGGGCUGGAUGUGGAUUUCACGCUGGAGAGCCCUCAGGGUGUGCUGCUGGUCAGUGAGUCCCGCAAGGCAGAUGGGGUGCACACGGUAGAGCCCACGGAGGCUGGGGACUACAAGCUGUGCUUCGACAACUCCUUCAGCACCAUCUCCGAGAAGCUGGUGUUCUUCGAACUCAUCUUUGACAGCCUGCAGGAUGAUGAGGAGGUCGAAGGCUGGGCAGAGGUCGUGGAGCCCGAGGAGAUGCUGGAUGUCAAAAUGGAGGACAUCAAGGAGUCUAUCGAGACCAUGAGGACACGCCUGGAGCGCAGCAUCCAGACGCUGACCCUGCUGCGAGCCUUGGAAGCACGUGACCGCAACCUGCAGGAGGGCAACCUGGAACGGGUCACCUUCUGGUCGGCUGUGAACGUGGCCGUGCUGCUGCUGGUGGCUGUGCUGCAGGUCUGCACCCUCAAGCGCUUCUUCCAGGAUAAGCGCCCGGUGCCUACGUAGCCCGUCCCUGAAGAACAGGGAAAAGCCACGGCAGCAGGGUGCAUGUGUGUGUGACGUAGUUUCCUCUGAGAAGCGAGGCUGUAUGUUCGGGGCCUGAGGUGUGGCCCGCGUCUUCCCUUCCAGGCCAGAAUACUGGCUGGCUUGCAGGUCUGGGCCAUCCAGAAGGGGUAGCUCAGUGACUGCAUCUGCUUUCCUGGAAAUUGUGCGUGGGGGGCACUGCAGCAUUUGAAUGCAACCCUGGGGUUUUCUGGCCCCACCUGUCCCCUAAAUGUGCCUUAGCCUGAGCCUUCCAGUUGCACCACCACUGCCUGGUGCAGAAUGGGAUCCAGGAAGCAAACUUUUUCUUCCCUCCCCCAACUGGCCCUAUGAGCCAGGACACGGAGGGAGGAAGCUUGCUGCUCACGGAACCCCAUGCCUUCCUUCCCCUUCUUGGCGCUCCACCUGGGGCCUGUUGCUGCUGCUGAGAACGGACUGUUCAUGCCGGAGCUGGGAAGGAGACUCGGCUUGCAGUGUUCUUGCCAGGACAGUCACUUUAUUGACAGGAAGGAGCCGGCCCCUUGGCCCAGCAGGGGGUAGGUGUGAGGUCUGGUAACAGAAUUCCAGGAGUGGGGCUUGCAAGUCCUUCUGCCCCUCCUGCUCUCCCUGCAGGGGCCCCAGACAGGGCUGAGGGGUAGCCUGACCGAAGCCCAUACAGGAGCCUCACAGAACAAAGGGUGGUUUGGCCUGGGGACUGGAGCCAAUAAAUUAUGAUCAGAAAA